This is a messenger RNA of Penicillium brevicompactum, 1032 nucleotides long. RefSeq names its product PP2C family serine/threonine-protein phosphatase. Bases 1 to 1032 code for a protein of 343 amino acids. NCBI's taxonomy places the organism in Eukaryota, Fungi, Ascomycota, Eurotiomycetes, Eurotiales, Aspergillaceae. Gene Ontology annotation, biological process: protein dephosphorylation. The record is from RefSeq and is a predicted model, not a curated record. The transcript has 6 exons. Gene Ontology annotation, molecular function: protein serine/threonine phosphatase activity; cation binding.
AUGGGUCAAACCCUGUCGGAGCCGGUGGUCGAAAAGACAUCGUCCGAGGGCGGGGAUGACUGCUGCGUUUACGGUGUGUCGGCCAUGCAGGGCUGGCGAAUCAGCAUGGAGGACGCCCACGCUGCAGUUCUUGACCUCCACGCAAAGUAUACCGGUAACGACGACGAGAAACCGACCGAUCCGGAACACCGACUUGCCUUCUUCGGUGUGUACGAUGGUCACGGUGGUGACAAGGUCGCAUUAUUCACCGGCGAGAACCUCCACAAGAUUGUCUCCCGCCAGGACGCUUUUGCCAAGGGAGAUAUUGAGCAGGCCAUGAAGGAUGGUUUCCUUGCUACUGAUAGAGCGAUUUUGGAAGAUCCCCGUUAUGAGGAAGAGGUCUCUGGUUGCACUGCUUCGACAAGCAUUAUCUCACAGAAGAAGAUCUGGGUGGCAAACGCCGGUGAUUCACGAUCAGUCCUCGGUGUGAAGGGCCGUGCAAAGCCCCUCUCCUUCGACCAUAAGCCUCAGAAUGAGGGCGAGAAGGCUCGUAUCAGCGCUGCCGGUGGUUUCGUCGACUUCGGCCGUGUCAACGGUAACCUCGCCCUGUCCCGCGCCAUUGGUGACUUCGAAUUCAAGAAGAGUGCCGAGCUUUCCCCCGAGCAACAGAUAGUUACCGCAUACCCCGAUGUGACUGUUCACGAGCUCACCAACGACGAUGAGUUCCUCGUGAUUGCCUGUGACGGUAUCUGGGACUGCCAGUCCUCUCAAGCCGUCGUGGAGUUCGUUCGCCGCGGCAUUGCGGCCAAGCAGCCCCUCGCCCAGAUUUGCGAGAACAUGAUGGAUAACUGCCUGGCAUCAAACAGUGAAACUGGCGGCGUGGGAUGUGACAACAUGACCAUGACAGUCAUCGGACUCCUACAGGGCAAGACCAAGGAGGAGUGGUACAACCAGAUUGCAGAGCGGGUUGCGAACGGGGAUGGACCUUGUGCUCCACCCGAGUACGGCAAGUCUCCCGAGGAACCCGAAGGCAUCCCCACUACUUCGUGCUGA